Messenger RNA from Choloepus didactylus (southern two-toed sloth), 1291 nucleotides. It is a transcript of the gene NT5C3B, whose product is annotated as 5'-nucleotidase, cytosolic IIIB. The transcript is spliced from 9 exons. Gene Ontology annotation, cellular component: cytoplasm. The coding region runs from base 1 to 903 and encodes 300 amino acids. The record is from RefSeq and is a predicted model, not a curated record. Gene Ontology annotation, molecular function: magnesium ion binding; 5'-nucleotidase activity. Lineage: Eukaryota; Metazoa; Chordata; Mammalia; Pilosa; Megalonychidae.
AUGGCGGAGGAGGUGAACACCCUGAUGAAGGCCACAGUCCUGAUGCGGCGGCCGGGGCGGGUACAGGAGAUCGUGGGCGCCCUCCGCAGGAGCGGGGAAGACCGCUUACAGGUGAUUUCUGAUUUUGAUAGGACCUUGAGCAGGUUUGCAUAUAAUGGAAAGCGAUGUCCUUCUUCUUACAAUAUUCUGGAUAACAGCAGGAUCAUCAGUGAUGAGUGCCGCAAGGAGCUAACAGCGCUCCUUCACCACUAUUACCCAAUUGAAAUUGACCCAAACCGGACCGUCAAAGAGAAGUUACCUUAUAUGGUGGAAUGGUGGACUAAAGCACAUGAUCUCCUGUGUCAACAGAAAAUUCAGAAGUUUCAGAUAGCCCAGGUGGUUGGAGAGUCCAAUGCAAUGCUUAGGGAGGGAUACAAGACAUUCUUCAGCACACUGUACCAUAACAACAUUCCCCUUUUUAUCUUUUCUGCCGGCAUUGGUGAUGUUCUAGAAGAAAUUAUCCGACAGAUGAAAGUUUUCCACCCCAACAUCCAUAUUGUGUCCAACUACAUGGAUUUUGAUGAGAAUGGUUUCCUACGGGGAUUCAAAGGCCAGCUCAUACACACAUACAAUAAGAACGGCUCCGUGUGUGAGAACUCCAAUUACUUCCAGAAGCUUCAGGGCAAAACCAAUGUCAUCUUGCUUGGAGAUUCCAUGGGGGAUCUCACUAUGGCCGAUGGGGUUCCCGGUGUGGAGAACAUUCUCAAAAUUGGCUUUCUAAAUGACAAGGUGGAGGAGCAGCGGGAGCGCUACAUGGAUUCCUACGACAUUGUGCUGGAGAAGGAUGAGACACUGGAUGUGGUCAACGGGCUGCUGCAGCACAUCCUGCGCCAGGAGGACCAGAUGGAAGUGCGGGGCUCCUGAUUCCUGCAGGCUCGGCCAGGCCCUGCAGGCUGUGACCAGGAGGGAGCCUCACAGGAGGCUGCUCUGCUGCGAGCACCGCUCUUCCCUGUGUGCAGAGAAAACUCCAGCGGGGACAGGAGCUGCUGGGCCCAUGCCCCUCCUUCCUCCUUUCCCCAGAGCCUCCCGUUAUGUCCACCGGAGACGGGCAAAGCCCUGCCAGGUGGGAGGGCAGCUUUGUUCCCAGUGAACAGGGAACCUGCCAGAUCUUAGCACUCUUGGGAUCAUCCAGUCCAGAGAUUUUUUUUUUCCUCAAAAUUUUUAAACAUUGGAACCUGUUCUUCAAACAAAUCUAACAUGUAAAGCAGACCAAAAUAAAAGCAGAUCAAAAUAAAAAUUUUAAAAAACAGCU